Messenger RNA from Penicillium angulare, 888 nucleotides. RefSeq lists its product as uncharacterized. NCBI's taxonomy places the organism in Eukaryota, Fungi, Ascomycota, Eurotiomycetes, Eurotiales, Aspergillaceae. The record is from RefSeq and is a predicted model, not a curated record. Bases 1 to 888 code for a protein of 295 amino acids. The transcript has a single exon.
AUGCCACAACAGGCCGUCGUGCCUUCAAAAAGGGACUGGGGUGACGAGAGUGACGAGAGCGAUUACAGUGAGACCGGUGUGUCAGUACGUCUUUUGCGACGGGAGCGAACUCAGAUAUGGAGACACGAUCAUUCUUUGCGGCCUAUCAACAACAAGCGCGACCUGAAUGACACCCAACAGUCGCCUGCGGCUAGAGUUGUGGAGAAUAAUGACCGGCUGGGAGAAACUGCAGGUGAUCAUGAAGGUCCUCGGCACGGACAUCGACGUCCUUCUGCCGACACACAAGACGACAUCAACAAAGGCAAUGAACUUGAUGAACUUGAUCCAUAUCCCCUGAACUUUUAUCCACCACAUGAUUUUCAAGUCAUUGAUCUUGCUGCCAAGACCCAAAUAGACAAGACUAUUCAAUUUGCAGUGGAUAUAUCUGAGGAUAUUGAGGGCCACUGUGAGGAAUUAUCUCGAUUGAAAAGGUGGGGAUACUUCAGCAUGGCACUCGAGUAUUUCGAGUCCAAUUUACAGCAGCAUCUCGAUCUACCCAUGGUGGCUAUUGAAUAUGCCGAUUUAUUGAGUGGGCAAGGGUCCUACAGGGACUUGACAAAAUGUCGCCUAGACGCCCCAGAGACAAUGAAAACCAUUCCACCAUCCUUUGAGCCCUCGCCUAAUUUAUACAAAACUCAUUUUGACCUUCUUAUUUUGAAUGCAAAAAUAGCUUUUCAGAGCUUAGCACCAGAAGAUUUAGAUUCAUAUGAUCCGGUUGAUUUUCUAUUCGAAAUAAGCUACGAAGCUAAUUUACGCCUAGAAGAGAAGACUGACAGUGGCCGUGACAUACCAUUUAAUUACACAGAAGUAAUGUUCCCUUACCAUAUAAUUUAUUGGAACAUGUUCUAA